Aspergillus niger is the source of this 1638-nucleotide messenger RNA. RefSeq lists its product as uncharacterized. Gene Ontology annotation, biological process: autophagy; peptidyl-serine phosphorylation. The coding region runs from base 1 to 1638 and encodes 545 amino acids. The record is from RefSeq and is a predicted model, not a curated record. Gene Ontology annotation, molecular function: protein serine/threonine kinase activity; ATP binding. The transcript has 3 exons. Gene Ontology annotation, cellular component: cytoplasm. Lineage: Eukaryota; Fungi; Ascomycota; Eurotiomycetes; Eurotiales; Aspergillaceae.
AUGGCGGCCGAUAACACAGAUCAGAUGUUCUGGAGCCGCGAAUUCGCCCGCCUCGUCGGGGUCCUGACUAAUGCUCAUCUCGUAAGUGCUGCAGAGCAUGGGGAAAUAUGGGGCCACAUCUUCGAUUGGAAGUCUAGCCUGGCAGCACUGAUCCACGAUCUUUUACAACCCGAAAGCCUGCUGGCAAUCGAGCAUCCCCAACUCCAUGAGGUGCUCUCAAGACGCUACUACGCCAGCAUGCAAGCCAGAGGGGAAACAGAGGUAUCCAAAUGCACGCACAAGGUGGACGGGCAGCAUCGAACAGAUAGUUAUAGAUACCAGCAGUGCAUACACGACCAACAUUCUACUAUCCAUCGCCAAGGCGAGGAGAACGUGCCUGAUACGUACCGCGCUAGUCUCUGUCCCAAACUGCUCGACGAGUUUGUACUUCGGGGUAUUCUGGGGUCUGGAACCUUUGGAGUCGUCUUCCUGGCUCAUAAGCGAAGUGAUACCAGACCUGCAGCCGAACAAAAAUUAUACGCAAUCAAGGUCGAGACUCUAUCGACCAUCAACACCGACGUGAGAAAACGGAGCUUACAUCCGAGUGUGGCACCUCUAUACUACCAGGAGCCGCAUGACUUCCGCUAUAUUCCAAUGGAGGCCUACCUUCUGCUGCUCAUGGCUGGCUGUAAGCGGUUCCCGAUGCUGGACUCCGUCUACUCCCACGGCAAGUACAAGGCAACAGUAAUGGAAGCUACGGUCCGAAAGGAAGUCCGUGAAAAGGAAUACAACCCGUAUUCCGAAACGGAGGACUGGUGCGAGAAUCAGAAUAUGUUCCGCCCAACUAGCGGAUCCUUUCGGCUUGACUCGAAAGAGAAGAAGACUACACUGCUCGAAACCGAGGCCUGCAAGAUAUCAACCCAACUGCUGGAAGCAACAGCAUACCUAUAUGACAUACGACUCUGCCACACAGACAUCUCUCACGUCAACUACCUACUCGAUGAUGACUCAAAUGUAAACUCCCUUCUCCUCCCUACAAGCAAAUCCCUACAACAACCUCCAGAAAGAAACCACCCACUAACCCUUCCCCAAAAACAGACAACCCUAAUCGACCUCGGCCUCAUUCACUUCGGCCUCCACGACGCCGACUUCCAAAAAAGCCACACGCCCUACAUCGCCAACUACGAGAAAUUCAUGACUCCCGAACUCGCCACCGAACUGCUAAAACCCGAAUACAACAAUACCAAAUUCCGCUCCCGCACCGUCCAAAUCCCCCUCCGCCACGACGUCCGCUGCCUUACCCUCUGGCAACUCGGCUGCAUCUUCUACGAGCUCCUGCACGGCUUCGCGCCUUGGGAAGAGCCAAACCCGGAUCCGGAUAUCGGGCGCCUUGUCGAUUGGACCAGGGGCCAGGAUGCCGCACAGCAGGCCCGGAGAGCGCGAAAGAUAAGGCAGCGGCGGAGGCGCAUUAUUAGAGAGGAGUUGCCCGUUAGUGAUGAGCUAUCGCAGGAUUUUGUGGAUAUGCUGAGGGUUAUGUUUACGAAGGACCCUGAGGAGAGACCGAAGUUGCAGGAGCUGUUGUCCAUGCCUUGGUUUGGGCAGACGAGUUAUUGGGAAGAGUGGAUGGCGCAGGAGAGGAGGAGGAAGGCUGCUGGUUGA